Molecule: messenger RNA, 2126 nt
Organism: Harpegnathos saltator (Jerdon's jumping ant)
Lineage: Eukaryota; Metazoa; Arthropoda; Insecta; Hymenoptera; Formicidae
Gene: Caf1-55
Product: chromatin assembly factor 1 p55 subunit
Exons: 5
Coding region: 239-1549 (436 amino acids)
Molecular function (GO): protein binding
Source: RefSeq, a predicted model, not a curated record
UCGUUCUGGCGAUAAACAACCUCUUCCUUCCCUCGCGUACAAUUUUCUCCUUAAUUGUUUCCGAGAAAAGUUUGCAAACAAAUUCGAAAGGCGGUUCAUUUCGCGGCGAUGCCGAAACUUUCGCGUGCCGGCUUUCGAGCACGUUGUGUAGAGUGCGGUUAACAUUCGCGAGCGCGCUACCACUGCGUCGAUGGUUCUGACAAAUUCGCAGUGGCCACGUUUAAAAAAAAAAUAAUAAAUGGAUUCGACUCAACAUUAUCCUUACUUGAACGUAGAUUCUAGUAAAACAUUUGAUGAUGCGGUGGAGGAACGUGUUAUUAACGAGGAAUACAAAAUAUGGAAGAAAAAUACUCCAUUUUUGUAUGACCUUGUUAUGACACAUGCCUUGGAAUGGCCUUCUUUGACUGCUCAAUGGCUACCGGAUGUUACAAGACCUGAAGGAAAAGAUUACUCUGUACACCGACUGAUCUUAGGAACACAUACUUCAGAUGAGCAGAAUCAUUUGCUUAUUGCCAGUGUACAAUUACCCAAUGAAGAUGCGCAGUUUGAUGCAUCUCAUUAUGAUAAUGAAAAGGGCGAGUUUGGAGGAUUUGGUUCUGUUAGUGGAAAAAUUGAGAUAGAAAUCAAGAUAAAUCACGAGGGCGAGGUCAACAGGGCACGUUACAUGCCACAGAAUCCAUGUGUCAUUGCUACUAAGACUCCAUCCAGUGACGUGCUUGUCUUUGACUAUACCAAACAUCCCAGUAAACCAGACCCGAAUGGAGAAUGUCAUCCAGACUUGAGGCUACGUGGUCAUCAAAAAGAGGGCUAUGGUCUCUCAUGGAAUCCUAAUCUUAAUGGAUAUUUGCUGAGCGCGUCCGACGAUCACACUAUCUGUUUAUGGGAUAUUAAUGCCACUCCAAAGGAGAAUCGCGUCAUCGAUGCUAAAACCAUCUUCACAGGACAUACUGCUGUGGUUGAAGAUGUUGCCUGGCAUUUACUACAUGAAUCAUUGUUCGGAUCAGUAGCUGAUGAUCAAAAGCUCAUGAUUUGGGAUACUAGAUGCAACAACACCAGUAAACCGAGCCAUACAGUCGACGCUCAUACCGCAGAAGUGAACUGCCUCAGCUUUAAUCCGUAUUCCGAAUUCAUACUUGCUACUGGCAGUGCGGACAAGACGGUAGCUCUCUGGGAUUUGCGCAAUCUCAAACUCAAGCUUCAUUCGUUCGAGUCGCAUAAGGACGAAAUUUUCCAAGUCCAAUGGUCGCCGCACAAUGAGACGAUACUGGCGAGUAGUGGCACAGAUAGGCGACUUCAUGUCUGGGAUCUUAGUAAAAUCGGGGAAGAGCAGUCUACUGAAGAUGCAGAGGAUGGCCCGCCCGAACUUUUGUUCAUACACGGCGGUCAUACCGCUAAAAUCAGUGACUUUUCAUGGAAUCCGAACGAACCUUGGGUUAUAUGUUCAGUAUCCGAAGAUAACAUAAUGCAAGUUUGGCAGAUGGCGGAGAAUAUCUAUAACGACGAAGAACCUGAGACGCCUGGAAGUGAGCUGGAAACUGGUGGUUCAUAACGCAUUAAAUAAUUUUUAGCGUGUCGUUUGCAAUCAGAAACAUCAGCCAGUUGAAUAAGUCAGGAUUGCAUUAUGUUUAUCUGUCAUCUCAACGUAUACUUUUUGGAGACAGGCGUUAAGGAUUUUACUUCCAAGGAGUAUUGGUCUGUGCUUUUGUGAACCGCUUGCUCAUAUGGGCAAAUAAAAUCGGUGCGACGUCAUCUCUGUCAUGAUGCAAGCUCAAAUAAUGUUAGGGGAUGUCAGUACUUUUUCUACUUCCUUUUAAGAACAAUUAAUAAAGAAGUGACCACUUAACGGGACUUACGUUCCUUCCAACUUCCUUUAUUGCCGUUUACUCCCGCUGUUUAUUCAUUGCUGAAAUUUUGCGAUUUUUGCGGGACGGGUUUGCAUUUAUUUGCUACAAAGCUAUCGGGAAGAAUUAUUUCAAGGGACAUAUCGUCGGUUGCGUUGAACGCAAAUAAAACGUGCGAAAUUGACUCUUAUGUUGUUACAUUUACAAAUCCGCCAUAUGUAAGCGCAUUUCUGUACACAAAAAUUAGCGACGGGAUAAUCAUUUAUUCCUUGGCAUAUUGCAAGG